AUGUUCAACCGUCCGAUGACCUUUUCCCCACAGCAACCCAUGCAGCAACAACAAUUCUUCCGAUACGAUCAGUUUCAACCUGGUGGAGCACCGCAGCAAUUCCCUCCAACCAAUAAUCAAUUCCAACAAAAUACCGUACAACAGGCACCACAGUUCGUUCCUCAGCAGUUCAUCAGUGACAAGCAACCGCCACCAAUUAAGAUAAACAACGAGAAGUUCCUUAACAGUGAAACCCCACGAAUCUUUGACAAGCAGUUCAGGGUGAAUCCAGACCCUGACGCAAAACGAAAUCCUCGCUCAACAGGCCCAACAAGGCGAUCCCCGGAUUCCAGUUCAACAUCGAGUAAGUGA
This is a messenger RNA of Cooperia oncophora, 351 nucleotides long. The record is from the annotation of a GenBank genome assembly. Lineage: Eukaryota; Metazoa; Nematoda; Chromadorea; Rhabditida; Trichostrongylidae.